UCGCUUUUUUCUCCCUGAAUAGCCUCCUAAAAAGAAAAGUGGAAAAAAGAAAGGAAAAAAGAAGUCUGCCAAAUCGAAGACACCUACAAUAGUAGAUGGAAUUAGCACAGAGGAGAUGAGUAAAGAACAGUUGGAAGAACACAUUGUCCGAUUAAGAGAGGAGUUAGAUAGAGAACGUGAAGAACGCAAUUACUUUCAACUGGAGCGAGAUAAAGUGAACACUUUUUGGGAAAUCACAAAACGACAGCUUGAAGAAAGAAAGGCAGAGCUACGUAACAAAGACAGGGAAAUGGAGGAGGCAGAGGAAAGGCACCAAGUAGAAAUCAAAGUUUACAAACAGAAAGUGAAGCAUUUAUUGUAUGAACACCAGAACAACAUUGCAGAACUUAAAGCUGAAAGUGCUGUGGCAUUGAAGUUAGCGCAAGACGACCACAAAGGCAAUGAGCAAGACCUGAGAAAGGACAAGAGAUCUCUCAAGGUGGAACUAAAAGAACAAGAACUUUCUCAUGAAGAUGUUGUUAAAAAUCUCAAGAAGGGUCAGGAUGAGCAUGUAACAAAACUCAGACAAGACUUUGAGAGACAAGUUAAAGAAAUUGAGUCAAAGUAUGACAAGAAAAUGAAGGCACUCAGAGAGGAACUAGAGCUGAGGAGAAAAACUGAAAUACAUGAAAUUGAAGAGCGCAAGAAUGGUCAAAUCAACACCUUGAUGAAGAAUCACGAGAAAGCCUUCAGUGACAUCAAGAAUUACUACAAUGAUAUAACACUGAAUAAUUUGGCUCUAAUAAACUCUCUGAAGGAACAAGUCGAGGAGAUGAAAAAGAAGGAUGAGAGAAUGGAGAAACAAAUGAAUGAAAUCAUGGCAGAGAAUAAGAGAUUAACAGAACCAUUACAGAAAGCCAGAGAGGAGGUGGAAGAACUGAGAAAACAGCUUGCAAACUAUGAAAAAGACAAAGCGUCCUUGGCAAGUGCCAAAGCACGACUUAAAGUUCAAGAAGAAGAGCUUCGGAGUUUACACUGGGAACACGAAGUUCUUCAACAGCGCUUCAGUCAG
Messenger RNA from Stylophora pistillata, 1051 nucleotides. Its product is annotated as dynein regulatory complex subunit 4. The record is from RefSeq and is a predicted model, not a curated record. Gene Ontology annotation, molecular function: microtubule binding; small GTPase binding. Gene Ontology annotation, cellular component: Golgi apparatus; motile cilium; microtubule. NCBI's taxonomy places the organism in Eukaryota, Metazoa, Cnidaria, Anthozoa, Scleractinia, Pocilloporidae. Gene Ontology annotation, biological process: cell motility.